AUGUUUAAUAAAGUGACAGUGGAAUUUCGUAAAUUUGGUCGAAAUUGUUAUUAUCUACGACAAGUUCUAACCGAAACUCAACGAUUAUUAGAAGAAAUCUCAUUGUCUAGUCUUUUUCCAGACGAAAAUAUUAAAGAUGCAUUUCUAAAUAAGGAUUUAUUAAUUUCAUUACGUAAAGUAUUGGAUUCGAAUCCAUCAAUUUUGAUAUUGGGUCAAAAUUGUAAUGCAAAAGCGUUGUUAGUCAAUUAUAUUCUUGGUCAAGUUAUUCUACCGUCAAAUGGCUCCAAUUGGCGUUGGGUAAGAAUAGUAUAUGGUCGUACCAAACGUGUUCGAUUAACAAUAGGAUCCGAAUUCGAAAUAGUUGAAAAUUUGGAGAGUCACGAACAAGCAUGGAUGGUUGUACCAGAAGUAGAUCUAUGUCGAUCGGAUGGCGAUUGUCCGGAUUUAAGUACAGUUUUAGAAGUUGAAAUACCACAUCAAGCGUUACGUGAUAAAGUUCAAAUUGUGAUACCACCAGACUUGGACGAUUCUGAUGACAUUCCACGAAUGUUAGUUAAGGGAUUGGAUACUUUACCUGUGAUCUUGUACUCUGUGACUAGUGAUAUACUUACGGAUGAUAAUAUUCUAGAAUUAAUGAAAUAUCGUGAAGUAUAUGAAGAUCUGCCAAUAUUAUUUAUUCGUAUAAGUGGCAACACUGUUAAAUCACACAGUGCUGCUGAACUGACUGAAAGUAAACAACAUGAAUUACAGCAAACAUCGCUCCACACAACAAAUCCAUCGAACAUAUCCAGCAUUUAUCAAAAUCAAAAUCAGAAUCAAAUUGAUUAUCGUUUGCAAGGCUUGUGGCGUCAAUUGGCCAGUUUAGGCUUAUUAAAUGAGACAUUUUGUCAUUCGCAUUCAGUGGAUAAAUUGGAUGUACGUAAGCCAUGUAUUAAUCAGUAUGCGAAUAGUAUGCUGAUUACGUGUACGCAAGCGCCAGACAUUUUAAACACUUACAUUAAGGAAUGUUUACAAUUUCAUAUUAUUCAAGCGUCAGCUACACUUAGUAAGUUACAUAAUGGUUGUUUACGAAAAUUUAUUUUAUACGCUUUCGAUAUGGCACGUGAAAUACAAAUAACACCACGGCGCUUAAUUUAUGCACAGAAAAAAGAGACUGAACUUUAUCAAUCGUUAAUAACAUUGGCGAAUGAAAAACACGAGGAAAUUGUUGGAAUUAUACAAAAUGCAAUUCAAACGUUACGCGCUGAAAUUGGCGAAGAUUUGGAUCAAUAUUAUUCUAAUCUUUCAGCUCAAAAUACGCAACAAACUGUGAAAGUAAUGACGGAUGAGAUUCAACAAUUAGUUUUACGUAAAUUGAGCGAAUCUGUGGCAUCCAAACUAGUAAAAUCCGUGAACUGUCUACAAGAGAGUUUUAUUGGAACAUUACAACGUUGUUUGGAAAACUUGGAGAAAAGUUGGCGAGAACAAGAGGAAAAUCUAUCCGCCAGCGAUGCCAUCAAACAAUUUAUGAAUGCUGCCUACAAUGUUGAUUUAAAGUCCUCCACAUCAUUUUCAUUUGUCAAUACAUUUUUUGAGCGUGUACGAAAAAUUUUCCAUGGUUUUUCUUUGCCAUGGCAUAAUAAUUCACAAAUCCAUUUAAACUCACAAUGGCGUAAACAUGUCGCGUACGAAGUGAUCGAUUCACUGAAAGCGGUUCGUUUAGCGCGAACAAUAUCGAAUCAGUUUAAGGAACGUGUUGAAGCAUCCCAUGACUUGUUCCAGUCGGCUAUGCGCUCCUUAGAAAAUCAUUAUUCCGGGAAGUUAGAACAGACUGAAGAACAUCGUGUUGCAAUUCGAAAGUAUCAUGCACCACGAUUUGCUCGGCUCGCCUUGGAGAGUACAUCCAUGUGUGACAUGGUUCGAUGGGGUAUGCCUGUACAGGGUAAAGAAAUUGGACGUGGACAAUUUGGGGUUGUAUUUGCUUGUGAACCCUGGGGUGGCGUCGAUCCAUGUGCGAUUAAAUCUGUCGUUCCACCAGAUGAACGUCAUUGGAAUGAUUUAGCAAUGGAAUUCUAUUAUACACGAUCGAUUCCCGAUCAUUCACGAAUUGUACGCUUACGUGGAUCGAUCAUUGAUUACUCGUAUGGAGCGGGAUGUUCACCGGCUGUUCUGCUGUUAAUGGAACGCAUGACCAGGGAUUUGUAUUGUGCACUCAAAUCUGGAUUAGAAUGGAAGGUCCGUUUACAAAUUGCCAUUGAUGUUGUGGAAGGAAUUCGAUAUCUACAUUCGCAAGGAUUAGUCCAUCGAGAUAUUAAAUUAAAAAAUGUGCUUUUAGACUGUGAUAAUCGUGCCAAAUUGACUGAUUUAGGAUUUUGUAUUCCGGAAGCUAUGAUGUCUGGAAGUAUUGUUGGAACACCUGUACAUAUGGCUCCUGAACUUUUAUCUGGACAUUAUGAUUCCAGUGUGGAUGUUUAUGCUUUUGGAAUACUUUUUUGGUAUAUUUGUGCUGGUCAUGUUCGUUUGCCUUAUGUAUUUGAACAGUUCCAAAACAAGGAACAAUUAUGGAAUAGUGUUCGAAAAGGAAUACGACCAGAAUAUUUACAAUAUUUCCAUGAAUCCUGUUGGAGAUUAAUGGAACAAUGCUGGGCUGCAGAUCCAGCACAACGGCCAUUAUUUGGACUUGUGCAGCCUCAACUAGAAGAAAUCAUGAGAACAACGUGCGUUUGAAAAACGUCCGUAAAAACUACACCAACAUUUGUUUUUUUUAAGAAAGAUUUUUUAAUAUAUUUAUAAUAUAUUUUUAUAAUUUAAUAUCGUACCGCGUAUUUAAAAAACCAAUCAAAUACACAGUGUUUCAAAAACUACCUACAUAUAUUUACCAUGAAAACACUUUGUUACUUUUUGUUUUAACAAAUAGGGUAUUUUCCAUUAACAAAGCCUUAAAAAUCGUUGAAAUAAUUUAAAUAAAAUUUUUCUCUAGUGGUAAAUACCUUAUUCGGGCCAUUCUUCCCAAAAUUAUAUAUAAAUAUUAAUUCUAACCAGGGUUGUAUAUUUGUGAUGAAAAAUUUAGUAGAUUUUCAUUGAAUGUUUUUUGUUAUUGGAACUCUUAUUAAGUUUUUUUCUAAAUCUGUGAUAAAAUUUUCCAAAUAUUUACCAAGUUUCGAAUCGAAGUAACAAAGUAGUCUCAUUUAAGAAUUUAUGAGUCUCAUAAUAAUUAUAAUAAUAUAUUUACCAAUGCAAGUAGUUAAAUUUAGUUUUUAAGCAUUUUUUGUUUUCUAACAGUGCCUUGUACCAGAGAUACUCUGGGUGCCUUGUACAUCUUGUACAUCUUGUACACCUUUUACCCCGCAACUCGUAAAUAUAAACAUAAUACUCUUAAAAAUAAUUUUGUUUCUUUGUUAAAAUUAGGUACUCAAAUCUAAGGUUUUUCUACUUACGAAUACUUAUUUAAUUUUGAUUUUGAAGAGCCGCUAAAUUCAGGGGCGAGAAAUCCACGAGUAUUAUGUUUAUAUCAUAAUUGUGUUAAGAAUUUUUAAAGGAGACCCUUAAAGUCGUAAUGUUAACAUCCAAAACUGAAUUCAUCUCAUUGUUAAUUGGCGGAUGUAGAUUCGAUAUCACUCUAGGCCCCAUUAUCAGUAACUUUAUAAAUUUUGAGCGCCCCCUCAAAUGUUGCCGCCCUAGGCUUAGGUCUCACGAACCUAAGCCUAAAUCCGCCUCUGAUUGUUUCAAAGUUUUCAAGAAAUAAGCG
Messenger RNA from Chrysoperla carnea, 3727 nucleotides. RefSeq names its product dual serine/threonine and tyrosine protein kinase-like. Bases 1 to 2706 code for a protein of 901 amino acids. The record is from RefSeq and is a predicted model, not a curated record. Gene Ontology annotation, molecular function: protein kinase activity; ATP binding. Gene Ontology annotation, biological process: protein phosphorylation. The transcript is spliced from 8 exons. Lineage: Eukaryota; Metazoa; Arthropoda; Insecta; Neuroptera; Chrysopidae.